Anopheles cruzii is the source of this 720-nucleotide messenger RNA. RefSeq lists its product as uncharacterized. The record is from RefSeq and is a predicted model, not a curated record. The coding region runs from base 1 to 720 and encodes 239 amino acids. The transcript has 3 exons. NCBI's taxonomy places the organism in Eukaryota, Metazoa, Arthropoda, Insecta, Diptera, Culicidae.
AUGCGCGCAGGACUCAUAGUGGUGGCCCUAAUGGCCCUGACGGCCACCGGAGUGAACGAGGUUGCUGGACAAAACAUCAUCCUGGACGCGAUCAUGCGCCGUAUUUUGGAGAACAUCCGUGACCUGCUGCGCACCGGCAACCCAGAAACCGGCUUCCCUGUGAUGGCCCCGUACAACAAUCCGAACCUCUUCAUCAACGCGAGUUUCGGUGGACUACUGGACUUCGAUGCACGCUUCACGCCGAUGAACAUUGUCGGUCUGGACACGUUCGAGGGUCGGCUGCAGGUCGAGCUGACCACGCUGCGCUUCCCGUUCGAGUUCCGGUUUACGGAACUGACCGCGCACGGUUUCUAUGACGCCAGUGGGAACCUUUGGGGACUGAUCCCCAUCUUCGGCAUCGGCAAUUUCCAGGUGCGUCCGCGAGGUGUCUUGGCGACCGGCUUUGCGACGAUCACCGACAACGGCCAAGGGUUCCUGAAGUUGGCCGACUUCUCAAUCACCCUGCAAAUGGACGGACUAGAAAGCAACAUUCAGGGUCUGCUGCUCGGUGGCGAUCUGUCCAACCUGCUCAACGCUGUCAUCCAGGACAUUGUCCCGUCGGUGCUGCGCAACUUCCCGGACGGUAUGACCAACCUGCUGAACGCUCUAGUCGUACCGAUCGCAAAUCGGUUCCUUGCCACGCGCACGAUGGAAGAUCUGAUGGGAUUGUUGUUCCCGUAA